AUGUUCGAGAGCUUCAGCUUCGCCGCCGCGUCGCGGCACCCCUCCUCGCUUGACGACCCGGACGACUACGCCUAUCCGGACGUCUCCAUCUCGCCCACCUCGUCGCCCGUAUCCGAGCAAACCGCCAUGUCCGUGGCCGAGCUGUCGCGCCGCUUCGGCGCGCAAAACAUCGGUGGCGAACUGUACCAAACACCGGCAUCGCCCUUCGAACUCCCAGCGCCGUGGACCGAGCACGACGACUGGACGUCCACCUCGGCCUCGUCACCCACCUCGUCAUACUUCCCGGACGACGCUUUCCCGGACCCUUCGGCCAUCCGCGCGCGCAGACAGGCGCACACGCAGCUCCAGUGCGACGCGGCGCACAUGCGCGACAUCUCGUCGCUGGUCCAGAAGAUGAUCGAGUCAGGGGACCAGUGCAAGCUGGCGUCACGCAACGACUCGGUCGUCUCGUCGUCGGACUGCUGCGGCGACGACGCCGACGACGAGCCCUACGACCUGCCCCGCAGCAACAGCUCACCGGCCAUCUCGCAAAGCCUCCGCUACAGGCGAUCGGGCGAGGUGCUCAGCACGGCGGCCGUAUCCAAAAAUAUUCGUUUCCGCAGGCGUCACCCACGCAAGAUGACGAGCCAUAGGUGA
Lasiodiplodia theobromae is the source of this 636-nucleotide messenger RNA. RefSeq lists its product as uncharacterized. NCBI's taxonomy places the organism in Eukaryota, Fungi, Ascomycota, Dothideomycetes, Botryosphaeriales, Botryosphaeriaceae. The transcript has a single exon. Bases 1 to 636 code for a protein of 211 amino acids. The record is from RefSeq and is a predicted model, not a curated record.